Molecule: messenger RNA, 523 nt
Organism: Drosophila rhopaloa
Lineage: Eukaryota; Metazoa; Arthropoda; Insecta; Diptera; Drosophilidae
Exons: 1
Source: RefSeq, a predicted model, not a curated record
GGCAAUUCGGGUACUGCAACAGCUGGCGACCGACGUGCAACUAACCCAUCCGAGGGCGAGUAAAGUUAUUCGUGGUUGCAUGUAUGUCGAUGAUGUCCUUUCGGGAGCUGACUCUGCAGAAGAGGCUCACCUCACCAUUCGCGAGUUGCAGAGUGCCCUCGAUUCGGCUGGUUUUCCAUUAAGGAAAUGGACCUCCAACCACAAAGAAGUUCUGGCUCAUAUCGGAACCGAUCAUCUGCUAAAUGCCGAUUUCCUUGAAAUAGAUACGGAAAGCACGGCGAAAACUCUCGGAGUCCGUUGGAAAGCAACAUCCGAUGAGUUUUUCUUCGCCCUCCCCGACCUAUCCACCGAAGCUACACUCACAAAACGGCAUGUUCUCUCCCAAAUUGCGAAGCUGUUUGAUCCAGCAGGCUGGCUCGCCCCUUUCGUCGUCUGUGCCAAGAUUUUCAUGCAGGAGAUCUGGCUGCGUGAUCUAGGGUGGGAUGAUGAACUUCCCAUUGAACUGUGCCAAAAGUGGCGUGAU